AUGGACCCUAUGAAUGACCUCGAUCGUGUUUGCAACAACAUCAACAACCAUGAGAAAUCAAUCACUGCCUCAGAGUCAGACCCAAAUCAGGUCAUUGAUACCAACAAUCCCAACGAAGUUAACAUUAGUAGGGGUAACAACGUAGAAGUGGUAAGUCCACGUCAACCUGUUCAAAUUGUUCAUGAACAUAACCAAUAUAUGCCAAUUGCCAAUGUGAUACGCAUAAUGCGGAGGAUAUUACCACUCUAUGCAAAAAUUUCUGAUGACGCCAAAGAGAUUGUCCAAGAGUGUGUGUCAGAAUAUAUUAGUUUCAUCACUGGAGAGGCUAACGAGCAUUGCCAGCAAGAGCAGCGCAAGACGGUGACUGCAGAGGAUGUGUUGUGGGCAAUGGGGAAGCUAGGGUUUGAUGACUACAUAGAGCCCCUCAGUCUUUUUCUAACGAAGUAUAGGGAGGCUGAGGGAAUCAACCGCAAUUCCUUUUUCAUGAAGCGUGAGAGGGGAGAUGGCAGGAGGAAAGAGAAUGCGAUGCGCGGGCAUUACAGGCCGCUUGGGCUUGCUCUAGCGGAACAACAACCUGGGGUGUAUGAGCCGGGGGCGAUGAGUGGGUCCUAUAGAGAUGGUGAGGAAGGUGGGAGUGGUAGCGGAGGGGUUGGACCUAUCUCACCGUUUUUGUCCCAAGGACAGGGAGAAAGUUUUGUGGGUGGUGGCUUGGAUCCUUUUGCUCAAUUCAAGUUACAAGAGUAA
This is a messenger RNA of Fragaria vesca subsp. vesca, 744 nucleotides long. RefSeq names its product nuclear transcription factor Y subunit B-9-like. Gene Ontology annotation, biological process: regulation of transcription by RNA polymerase II. The record is from RefSeq and is a predicted model, not a curated record. Gene Ontology annotation, cellular component: CCAAT-binding factor complex. The coding region runs from base 1 to 744 and encodes 247 amino acids. Lineage: Eukaryota; Viridiplantae; Streptophyta; Magnoliopsida; Rosales; Rosaceae. Gene Ontology annotation, molecular function: DNA-binding transcription activator activity, RNA polymerase II-specific; RNA polymerase II cis-regulatory region sequence-specific DNA binding; protein heterodimerization activity. The transcript has 2 exons.